AUGCCAAUCGACUCGCCACCCACAGCAAGCACAUCCGGCGUCACAAUCGAAGACCUCGUCUCCUCCCGCUCCACCUACUCCGCCGCAGAUGCCGCCCUCUCCGCACACAUCGACGCACGCAAGGUCGCACGCAACCUCGCCGUCCCUACCUCCGAUCCAAAGGUCAGGCUGCGGCUCAGAGAGCUAGGUGAACCGGUCACAUGCUUCGGCGAGCGCGAAAUGGACCGCCGCGAGCGUCUCCGUCAGGUCCUCGCCCAACGACUCCAAUCUCAACCCGCAACCGCAUCCGCCUCGACCACACUCUCCCAAGCCUCGGACAGCGAAGACGAUUCGGAAGACGAAGAGUUCUACACCGAAGGGCCAAAAGGUCUCGUCGAGGCGAGACGCAAAAUCGCCUGCUUCUCCCUCGUACGUGCAAAACACAGGAUCCAACGCCAACGCAAAGAAGCCAAAGCGCCCCUCUCCAGCAUCGUCAACAAGAGGCAAGACGUGCUCGACCCCAUCAAGGCGUACACCAAUUUGGGAUCGCAGGUCGGCGACGAUAGGCCCAUCGCCAUGACACGCUUCGCGCCCAACUCCAAGCUGCUCGCCACCGCCAGCUGGUCCGGCAGCAUCAAGCUCUGGCAAGUGCCCAGCGCCACCCACAAACUCACCUACCGCGCACACACCGACAAGGUCGGAGGUCUCGCAUGGCAUCCCCGCGCAACGCUCGACCAAGACCCCACGGCGCUCAACCUGGUCUCGGGAGCAGGCGACGCCAACGUCUGUCUCUGGAGCCUCGACAGCGAUCGUCCCCUAGCCACGCUCAAAGGCCACGAAGCGCGCGUCGCACGAACCGCUUUCCAUCCAUCGGGAGACUAUGUAGCCAGCGCAUCCUUCGACGGCACAUGGAGGCUCUGGGACGCCUCGACCACCGAUUGCCUCACCGUACAAGAGGGACACAGCAAAGAAGUGUAUUCGGUCGAAUUUCAGGACGACGGUGCUCUCGUCGCCAGCGGUGGUCUCGAUGCCAUCGGCCGCGUAUGGGAUCUGCGAACAGGCAGGACUGCCAUGGUCCUAGACGGACACGCAAAGGAGAUCCUCUCGAUCGACUUCGCUCCCAACGGAUACCAACUCGCCACCGCCAGCGGAGACGACACCGUCCGCAUCUGGGACAUGCGCGCCACAAAGGCGCUCUACACCAUCCCGGCUCACAAAUCGUCUGUCUCGGACGUACGAUUCUUCCGCUCCCUCGCGUACCGACAGGCGCUGAGCGAUGGCGAGGGGAUCGGUAGUACAGGCCUCUACCUCGCCACCGCAGGAUACGAUGGCAUGGUCAGGGUCUGGUCCGCAGACGACUGGCAGCUCCUCAAGACGCUCCAGGGCGAUGCAGGCAGAGUCAUGAGUGUUGACAUCAGCUCCGAUGGCGAGAUGCUCGUCAGCGGAGAAUGGAGUCGCACCUUCAAGCUGUGGGGAAGGUUAUAG
This is a messenger RNA of Moesziomyces antarcticus, 1464 nucleotides long. RefSeq names its product WD40 repeat-like protein. Gene Ontology annotation, biological process: mRNA splicing, via spliceosome. The transcript has a single exon. Gene Ontology annotation, cellular component: U4/U6 x U5 tri-snRNP complex. The record is from RefSeq and is a predicted model, not a curated record. NCBI's taxonomy places the organism in Eukaryota, Fungi, Basidiomycota, Ustilaginomycetes, Ustilaginales, Ustilaginaceae. Gene Ontology annotation, molecular function: U4 snRNA binding; protein binding; U6 snRNA binding. Bases 1 to 1464 code for a protein of 487 amino acids.